UCUCUCUCUCUCUCUCUCUCUCUCUCUCCAAUAUAAUUAUAUUACAACAAUGUCCUUCCCACACAUAUCCUCAAGUGAGAGUGCCUGUUUGGAAGCUGACGAAGAAGAUGAAGAAUCCACUCUUCUCUCUCUUUGUCCUCCAGGACAACACCGCCACCUCUCAAAACCCUCCUCCAAUAACUAUCUUUCUUACUCCUCCAUCCAGCAGCCUCAGAGUUUUCAAAAUACUACUACUGCUACUCACCAAGAUGAUGUUGAUGAUGAUGAUGAUGAUGAUGUCACAAUUGCUCUUCAUAUUGGUCCAUCUAGUAGCUCUAGCAACCCUAAUAGUAGUAGUCGUAACAUGGUUGUUCUUGCAGAGGGCCAAUACUGGAUUCCUACCCCUGCUCAAAUUCUUGUUGGCCCCACACAGUUCUCUUGCUCUGUCUGCAACAAAACAUUCAAUAGAUAUAACAACAUGCAGAUGCAUAUGUGGGGCCACGGAUCGCAAUACAGAAAGGGUCCAGAAUCUCUAAGAGGAACAAAACCAGCCUCAUCAAUGCUGAGACUACCCUGUUAUUGCUGUGCAGAGGGUUGCAGGAACAACAUAGAUCACCCAAGAUCAAAGCCAUUGAAGGAUUUCAGGACACUCCAGACACAUUACAAGCGAAAGCACGGCACGAAGCCAUUCGGGUGUCGCAAAUGCGGGAAGCCCUUUGCGGUGAGAGGGGAUUGGAGGACUCAUGAGAAGAAUUGUGGGAAGCUGUGGUUUUGUAUAUGUGGAUCAGAUUUCAAGCACAAGAGGUCAUUGAAAGACCAUGUUAGGGCAUUUGGAGAUGGCCAUGCACCUCACAGUGAGGACUUCUUGUUGUGUGAGGUUUGUGAUGAAGAAGAAAAUGAUCAAGAUGAUGAUGAAGAAGAACAUGGAAAUGUAGGCCUUGGUUCUGUACUGUUUUGAUGCAUGUGAAGGUGUCGUUUUGUUGGUACCUAAGACUGGUCACUGUCUAUUUGUGUCUGUGAUGUUUUGAGAGAGAGAGAGAGAGAGAGAGAUGGGGAGAGCGACAAGACAAACAGUAUAAUGAAAGCCAUGGUUCUGUUGUGCAUUAAUGUUGGAAGUGCCAUAUUUUUUUUUUUUUGAAC
Camellia sinensis is the source of this 1119-nucleotide messenger RNA. Its product is annotated as zinc finger protein WIP6. Gene Ontology annotation, cellular component: nucleus. Gene Ontology annotation, biological process: regulation of gene expression; anatomical structure development. Gene Ontology annotation, molecular function: DNA-binding transcription factor activity. Lineage: Eukaryota; Viridiplantae; Streptophyta; Magnoliopsida; Ericales; Theaceae. The record is from RefSeq and is a predicted model, not a curated record.